CCAAACAAGCCAGCAAGAUGCCGGCUUUCACAGAGUCGUGUUUGGCCGCUGAGUCGGUAUUCCGGGAACCAUGGGGGCCCCCACAGAAAGAUCAGCUGGGCUCACUGUGAAAUACAGCCCGUCCGAGUAGCUCAACGCUUUCUUAUCCCCUUUCCCCCGCUGUCUGACAGGAAACCCCUCGGAAGCUAUCACCAAGCAUGCCAUCGUGCUGAACUGACAUGGACAGCAAGAUUCCGCCAGGAUAUCCGCGGCCCAAGGAGGCUAUCAGGCCAGGGACCAAGUGUAGAACAGCAGUCACCGCUGCUCUAUCAGUGCUUGCGGUGACGGCGCUUAACAGAGGGAACUUCUUCCCAGCUCCGUGGUCUCUGGCCGGGCGCGGAAGCACAUUCGAACAUACCUCUGAUUCAGAAUGGACCUGGUCAAGCAUCAAGCCAAGUCGGACCCUGGAGUGGCACAGCUGCUUCGAGAACGGGGAAUAUGACUGCGCCAGACUAGACGUUCCCAUGGACUGGCAAGAACCGUCAGAUGACCGCCGAGUUGUUCUUGCAAUCACGAGAAUCCGUGCAACGGAUAAGUCGGACUAUAGGGGGCCAGUCAUCUUUAAUCCCGGUGGUCCCGGUGGCUCAGGGGUUUGGUCCCUGAAAAACCAUGGCAAAAUGCUACAGGAAAUUGUGGGUGUAAACCACGACCUCAUUAGUUUUGAUCCAAGAGGUGUUGGCGCGACCAUCCCCAGAAUCCAGUGCUGGUCAACACCACAACAGCGCCAAAACUGGGGUCUUCAAGACCCCGGAGUCCUCGACUCCCACGAAGGCAUUGUCGGAGAACUCUUCGCCCGAGCGACGGCGUACUCGCAAGCAUGCGAGAGCGCGAUGAAAGCGUCCGGCAUCCUGGAGCACUCCAGCACCACCCCGACCGCUAGGGACAUGCUCGAGAUCGUCUACCAGACCGGGUACAGCAAGCUCAAGUACUGGGGCUUCAGCUACGGCACCAUUCUGGGCGGAGUUUUCGCGGCCAUGUACCCGGACAAGGUAGAACGCCUGGUCAGCGAUGGCAACGUCGACUACAGGGAAUGGUUCAACUCGGAGCACGUCAACUUCAUCCGCGACACGGACAAGGUCCUCUUUGCCUUUUACGAGUUCUGCUACCAAGCUGGGCCCGAGAAAUGCGCCUUCCACGGUCCCACUUCGGAAGCCAUUAUGGGGAGGUUUGUUGACCUGCUCAAUGCCCUUAAGAGGCACCCAGUCAUCGUCCCAGCAGAUCCAGAGGAAGGCCCUGAAGUGCCCAUGUUGGUCACCUACUCCAAGGUUAUGCGUCUUCUCUCGACAACGCUUUAUCAGCCGCUGGAACAGUUUGAGAAUUUCGCCAACAUCAUUGCCGCGCUCGAGAAGAAGGAUGGACGCCUUUACUACAGGCGCUAUAACCCGAGCAAACCGGCCCCGGCCCCGGCCUGCGCACCGCAGCCGGUCUCUCCGUUCGAGCCACCGCCCGGCAUUGUUGAAGGUACCGGAGACGCCUUCGCGGUCGUUAUGUGUGCCGAUCACCCCGCCGUCAAUAACAUGACUCUCGAGGAGAUCCAACGGGAGACAGAUGGAAUCUUGGAGCUUAGUCCAGGAACUGGGGCCACCGAGGUGCCGUACCAGAUGAUAUGCAACCAGCGAACUACGCGUCCCCGCUGGCGUUUCAGUGGACCCUUCGAGGGCAAGACAAGCCACCCCAUCUUGUUUAUCGCUAACCAAGCCGACAACAUCACUCCGCUAGUCAGUGCUCGCAACAACUCUGCUGGGUUUCCAGGGUCGAAAAUUCUAGUUCAAAACUCGUUUGGCCAUACAACUCUCGCAGCCCCUUCGGAAUGCACUAGAGGACACAUAAGGGCAUACUUCCAAAAUGGAACGAUGCCGGAGCCUGAUGCUAAGUGUGAAGGUGACUCGCAUCCAUUUGGCCCAUUUGCUGAAGCCGGAGUCCAAUUCUACCAACCGCCGCUAUUCAUGUAACUCGGAUCAUUAGUACCAUUUGAUUCGAAUCUAGAGACUAGACGCAUGAAGUAUAGUCUGCGUAGAUAUAGACUGCUCUUUUCUUUUCCCCAGCGUUGAGUUUUCCUUUCAGUCCUAUUGCUAAGCUUUUGGCUUGUUG
Messenger RNA from Colletotrichum phormii, 2130 nucleotides. Its product is annotated as TAP-like protein-domain-containing protein. The transcript has 8 exons. The coding region runs from base 219 to 1991 and encodes 590 amino acids. The record is from RefSeq and is a predicted model, not a curated record. Lineage: Eukaryota; Fungi; Ascomycota; Sordariomycetes; Glomerellales; Glomerellaceae.